AUGAAGGUGGAAGAACUUAUUAUUGAUGGAUUCAAAUCUUAUGCUACAAGAACGGUGAUCUCGGACUGGGACCCCCAAUUCAAUGCCAUCACAGGUCUCAACGGAUCUGGAAAAUCUAAUAUCUUAGAUUCCAUCUGCUUUGUGCUUGGAAUCUCGUCCAUGGCCACUGUGAGGGCCUCAAAUCUACAAGAUUUGAUCUAUAAGAGAGGUCAGGCAGGAGUGACAAAAGCCAGUGUUACCAUUGUUUUCGACAACAGUGACAAGAAAAACUCUCCGAUUGGGUUUGAGACGUACCCUCAAAUAUCUGUUACCAGGCAGAUAAUGCUGGGUGGUACUAGCAAGUACCUCAUCAAUGGGCAUCGCGCUCAGCAACAGACCGUGUUGCACUUGUUCCAAUCGGUGCAGUUAAACAUCAACAACCCAAAUUUUCUUAUUAUGCAAGGUAAAAUUACCAAAGUUCUUAAUAUGAAGCCAACGGAAAUACUCUCGCUUAUUGAGGAGGCUGCAGGUACGAAGAUGUUUGAGGACCGCAGAGAAAAGGCGGAGAGAACAAUGGCUAAGAAAGAAACCAAACUACAAGAGAUAAGAACAUUACUGAACGAAGAAAUAGAACCCAAGCUCGAAAAGCUUAGAAGUGAGAAACGCCAAUUUUUAGAAUAUCAAGAUAUACAAUCGGAUCUUGAAACUACGUCGAAAGUUGUACACUCCUUUACUUAUAAUUCUCUAAUCGAAAGCCGCAAGCACAUUGAAGAGAAUCACAAGUUCAAUAAUGAUCGUAUUCAUCAACUCAAUGAGCUACUUAAGAAGGCACAAGCAGAAAUGGUUAACUUGGAAGAGGACCUUAACGUAAUACGAGACCAGAAAAGAAAUGAGAUGAAAAAGAAUGGAACCCUAAGUCAGCUUGAAGUCCUUGAAAGUCAAUUGAAUAAUGAAGUCUCAAGGCUACGAACCACUUUGAAUAUCACGACUGAUAACUUGACUGAGGAAACAACAAAGGCCGAAAAGCUAAAGCAAAACAUUAACAAGUUUCAAAAAGCAUUGGAGAUCAAAAACUCUUCUUUCAUGAAUACCGAAGCUGAAUUUAGCACUUUGAAUUGCUUUGUUCAGGAUUUGAAAAACAAGCUUCAGUCUAAGGAAGAGCUGCUAUCAACACUGACCACCGGUAUAUCCUCCACCGGUGCAACCAACGCUGGUUAUGGUGCUCAGUUAAACAGUGUUAAGGUAAAACUAAACGACGCACGGAUACAGGUACAGAGAUUUGAUAUGAAAAUUGAUCUUUUGAGAAAAGAGCUAGCUGCUAAUGAGCCUAAAUUGAUUAAAGCAAACUCCUUUAGUGAGGAAGUCAAACGAGAGUUGGAAGCGAACAAAAUGCAAUGCGCGGGCUUGAACGCAAAACUGCAAAAAUUAGGAUUUAACCCAGAUCAGUUAAAGCAAUUGAAAGAGCAAGAAAUAGGUCUCAAAAAUAAGCUUUACAAUACUACCAACGAAUUGGAGGUUUUGAAGAGGAAGGUUGCAAACAUUGAGUUUUCAUAUUCCAAACCCUCGCCUCAUUUCAACUCUAAUUCAGUCAAGGGCGUGGCAGCUCAACUUUUUUCCUUGGACGAAAACAAUUUCAAUAGUGCCACUGCCCUACAGAUCUGCGCUGGAGGUAGACUUUUUAACGUUGUUGUUGACAAUGAAAAAACCGCCUCACAAUUACUCGAAGGCGGAAGACUGCGAAAACGAGUUACUAUCAUUCCUUUGAACAAAAUAUCAGCCCGCUCUCUAAACCAGCGGGCAUUGAGCGUGGCUAAGGAACUAGCGCCAGGUAAUGUCGAACUUGCUCUCAACUUGAUAGGCUAUCAAGAGGAAGUGUCAAGAGCCAUGGAGUUCAUCUUCGGAACAAGCUUGAUUUGCAAAGAUGCAGAAAGCGCAAAGAAGGUAACAUUUCAUCCACAAGUACGAGCAAGGAGCAUAACGCUGCAAGGCGACGUUUAUGAUCCCGAGGGAACGUUGUCUGGAGGUAGUAGGAACAACAACAGUUCAAUACUAAUUGAUAUCCAAAAAUAUAAUGCAUUGUCCAAAAUAGUAAUGAAUCUUGAGGCAGAUCUUAACAAAACCACGAAAGAGAUUGAGCAAUAUUCGGAAAUGUCUGCCACAACAAAAAGCAUUCAACAUGAUCUCAAUUUAGCUACACACAAGUUGCACCUAUCAGAGAGAAAUUUCGAAAAUAACCCGUCUGUUCAGCUUUUAACGAGAAAUAAAGAGAUUAAUGGGGAAAUAGCCGAGUGUCAGGAAUCAAGGAAUAGUGGAGUAGAAGAGGUGGGGAAACUAGAGGUCGAAUACACAAGGAUACAAAAAGAUAUGGAGGAGUUCAGUAAGGAUAAGAGCUCGAAAUUAGAUGAAUUGAAAACUGAGAUUCAUGACAUGCGAAGGGAAAUUGAAGAAAAGAAAAAUGUUCUCGACAAACAAGAAGAUUUUAAUCAAUCUUUACAACUCGAGAUCGAGCAAUUGAAAACAGAUACUUUAGCGGCGCAAGACGGGGUAAGAGAAUCCGCAGAGAUUUCCAAGGAGUUGACUGAUAAGCAACACAGCGCGGGGGAAAAGCUCGAAGUGGUUUUGCGUGAACUCGAACAGACUAAAGGAAAAGUAGAGGAGGAAAAAAAGAGGCUGUAUGAGAUUGAUGAGGAAAUGAGGGUACUGUCAGAACUUGUUAAGACAAAAAACGAACAGCUAAAAAAUGAUGGGGUUGAACUCAAAAAGCUGACGAAUGAGACCAGUAAAUUAGCAAACAACAACAAUUCUGUUGAUGAGAGCAUUAAGGUUUUGCUUCGCGACGAGGAGUGGCUUAAAGACGAAAGUCUAGUCUCCAGUAUUCUUAUUCAAAAUCAGGGAAUAAAUUUACAAGCGUAUCGCCAGCGUUCUCAACAACUAAAUGAAAAGUUCAACGGUAUGAAGCGCAAGGUUAAUCCAAACAUUAUGAGUAUGAUUGAAAACGUUGAGAAAAAAGAAUCCGCGCUCAAAACAAUGAUCACAACGAUUGAAAAGGAUAAAUUGAAAAUACAGGAAACAAUCUCUAAGUUAAAUGAGUAUAAACGGGAAACUCUAGUAAAGACCUGGGAGAAGGUAACAGUCGAUUUUGGGCAAAUAUUUGGAGAGCUGCUACCGAACUCGUUUGCGAAGCUAGUUCCAGUUGAAGGUAAAGACGUAACUGAAGGUCUCGAAGUGAAGAUUAGGUUGGGAAGCAUAUGGAAAGAAAGUCUUGCCGAGCUGUCGGGAGGACAAAGAUCCCUUAUUGCGCUUUCUCUCAUUUUGGCACUGCUUCAAUUCAAACCGGCCCCCAUGUACAUCCUGGAUGAAGUCGAUGCAGCGCUCGAUCUAAGUCAUACUCAGAACAUCGGGCACUUAAUCAGAACAAAGUUUAAAGGCUCUCAAUUCAUUGUUGUUUCCUUGAAAGAAGGUAUGUUCAACAAUGCAAAUCGCGUAUUUAGAACUAGAUUCCAAGAUGGAACAUCCGUAGUAAGUGCAAUAUAA
Molecule: messenger RNA, 3513 nt
Organism: Lachancea nothofagi CBS 11611
Lineage: Eukaryota; Fungi; Ascomycota; Saccharomycetes; Saccharomycetales; Saccharomycetaceae
Source: the annotation of a GenBank genome assembly